AAAAAAAAAAGUCUUUGUCGUUUAUAUAACAAAGUACUGAAUAUGUCAACCCACCCAGAAAAUUAUCAACAGAAAUUUAUAUCCACUCCUUAUAAUUUACAAGAUAAUAACUUCUCAUCUAAUUCAUAUUCAGGAAAAGAAAGCCAAGGUGCUUUGAAUGGUGCAUCGCAAUAUUCUCCUGAUUCUCCUGAUAGCUCACUUAGUUAUCAGUUACCUCUUCAAGUUCCUAAUUCUUUUGCCGUACCUCAAUUAUAUCCUGGACAGAGUGCAGAUUGUACAAAUAGUAACGUUUAUUCAAAUCAACAAUAUAAUAACUAUCAAGAUUAUAGUACACAACAAAUGUUACAAUUAUCACAAACUAACUCAUUUUCCAGUGUUAACCAUGUAAUUUCCUCUCACCAAAAUAGCCAUGCAUCAAAUCAAUAUGGAAUUUCCAUGAAAUUAUCUAAAAAAAUGAUUCAAAUUCCUGUACAAGUAAAUUCUCAUCAAAAUCAGGAAAAUAAUGAUCCACAAGUUCACCUUAAUAAUUUUUUCUAUCAACCACCUAACGAUAUUUUAAAUUAUCAUAUUAAAUGUGAAAAACUUUCUUUACAAUU
Messenger RNA from Rhizophagus irregularis DAOM 181602=DAOM 197198, 596 nucleotides. RefSeq lists its product as uncharacterized. The record is from RefSeq and is a predicted model, not a curated record. Lineage: Eukaryota; Fungi; Glomeromycota; Glomeromycetes; Glomerales; Glomeraceae.